AUGGGGCCGGCUGGGCGCCAGUUCGGAGCCCUGAUCUGGAAGAACUGGCUUUGCAGACUCAGGCACCCGGUCCUUUCUCUUGCUGAAUUCUUUUGGCCAUGUAUCCUCUUCAUGAUUCUGACAGUGCUUCGUUUUCAAGAGCCUCCCAGACACAGAGACAAUUGUUUUUUGCAACCUCGGGAUCUGCCCAGCCGAGGCGUUUUCCCCUUUGUCCAAGGCCUUCUUUGCAACACGGGGUCGACCUGCCGGAAUCAGAGCUAUGAGGGAGCCACGGAGCACCAUUCUCGUUCGUCCAGGUUCUGGGCUGCAGCUGGCCGGCCCGGGAAGGUCAACGACCUGGCCUUCCUGGAAGAGGUGCGGGAGCUCGCCGAGGAAGUUUACGACGUGAUGGACAAGGCAAAGAUCUUACAGGAACUUUGGGCAGGAAGAUCCAAGGGCCCAGAUUCUCCUCAUGGCUCCAGUUUUUUGGCAAUUGAUCUCAAUAAGACGGAGGAGGUGAUCUCGAAAUUGGAAAAGCUCCACCAGCAGCCCCACAUCUGGAAUUUUCUACGUCUGCUGCCGAGACUGUAUGCCCACGACACUGGCGUCGCAGACCGCAUCCGCACGGGGAUACGCCUCCUCCAGGCAGCUCUGAAUUCCUUGGCAACUUUGGAAGAUUUAGACUGGCUGCCACUCGACCACAGGUUUUCCACCAUUUCUGAAAUCGCGCUGAAUGUGACUGUUUCGAUGCUGACGUUUCUGCAGGAGCAGGGAGCGGCCACCCCUGACUUAGGAUACACCUUGUCCCUGAAGAAGCUGGUGUGGGAUCCACAGAAGGUCCAGGCUGACCUGAAGUCCCGAUUUGGUUUUGACGACCUUCAUGCAGAACAGAUCCUGAAUUACUCAGUCGAACUACAGGAGAUUCCCACAGAUGGGACCUUGGAGCGGAUGGUGUGUUCCGUCUUGUCCCGAACCUCCGAGGACGAAGCUGGCCAAGAGGGUCACCCUGGAGACUGUCACCCCCGCUGGUCAGCGGCCACAGACUACCUGGUGCACGCGGUCAGCUGGCUGCAAGUCUACAAGCAGGUGUUCGAUCAGUGGCAAAAAGGCAGCCUGCUUCAGAAGGUGCUCGAAGGGGCUGCCCGCAGCCUGGAGGCUCUCGGCGAUCAGUUUGUGGAAGAGACUGAGCCCCGGAAGGUGCUAGAAGCCCUGCACACUCUCCUUCUCAUCCUGAGUGACGGCUUGGCAGCAGAUGACCCCAGCGGCGACCAUUCGUCUCCAAAGACUCACAGCUUCCAGCCAGAAGAAGUGGGAAACCCCGCGGCCCACGCCUGUUCUGGGCACCGAGGAUGCCGGCUUUACAGGCAGGACCUCCUGCCCCAGGGCGAUGAGAUGCGGGAGAGGCUAGCCGGCGAUCGCCUUUUGCGAGAACUCAUCGCUGGGCUCACAGAUACGCCAGUUUCGGUACCCGGAGGGUUUCUGGGCUGGCAGGAAGUGGAGACACAGCUGGCGGACAUGGGCCUGUCCUGCACGCGGCUCUUCCGGGUGCUGGGAGCUGCCGGCUCACCUGGGAACAAUGACUUUGCCGGUGACUGUGAGGACCAGCUUCUCGCCGCAGCGGUGUUUCAUAGUCUGGAGCAGGUGCAGUUGUCCCUGGAAGAAACAUCCUACUGGAAAGCCUUUGAGGGGUUUAUCAGGAAGACCUGUGAACUGGUCCGUUACGUGAAUGCGCCAGAAAGUGUCCAGAACGGUUUAUCUGCUUUCUCUGAGGAAUCUCCUUGUUACGAAGAAAACAUGGACUGGGAAAUCAUCACUGAUAAUUAUUUUGACUUUUUGAGUAACUUACUCAAGUCUCCAGCUGCUUCCAUAGCCAGGAUCUUGAAUUCCUCCAAGGAACUUCUCCUGAUGGAAAAGAGAUUGCAUUCCCCGGAGGACGAGCAAAUGCACUUUUUUUUAUCGCUGGUGGGAUUUCUGGAGAAAUUAUUGCCUAAUCCUUUCGACUCGCCCCGGGUUCCCAAGUCCCGUGACCGCCCAUCUCCCACCAAGACUCUUCUGAACACAAGCCAUUUGUGGGUAAAUCAUUCAAGAAGUUUAGAGAGAGACCCAUCUGCUCUUGAUACUCAGAAACUUCUGGAACUUGGCAAAGCAGUGAUCGCAAGAGCACAAGCUCUUGAACGUCUCUGGACAGAGAAGGAAUCACAUGAUAUUUUGAGAUUUAUGGAAUUAGUACUUUCUGAAAUGAAUCCCAAGCUCCUGGAGUUGUGGACGGAUGGAAUUUCAAAAGGGGAAAGAGACACACUGGAGACCUUGACUACAGGUCUUAACUUUUCUGUUCCAGAAGACGAGAGGGUUCUUAGCAAAAGCUUUAACUUUUCUCAGUUGUUCCAUUCAGAUUGGCCUCCAUCGCCAUCUGUGAAAAUGGACUUUGUACAUUUAUGUGAAACGGUCCUAAGCAGCCUCUAUGAAUUCGGAUUUCUGAGGCAGGGCCAAGUCUCAGAGGCUCUGGACGUAGUCUGCGCUUUACGGAACCUGUCUGAGCGUUUCUCAGCCCUUCCUGAACCUGAAAAACGAGAAGUUGCUAAAAUCUUGACUCAGCUCUAUCUCAGCGUCUUCCAGGACAAAGAUUCAGCUUUGCUUCUGCAGAUUUAUUCUUCCUGGUUCCAAUCCAUGUCUGAAUUCUUGAGCAUUCAGGGCACAGACUCUUUGCUACCCUCCCUUGCACAAAUCUCAAAACACAUUUUGGAUAUCAUAAAGCAAUUUCAUUUCCAGAACAUCAGUGAAGCAUUUGCAUUUUUAUAUGAGACAACAGGGGUUCUCGAGGGAAUUUCGGAGGGAUCUUAUUGUCAGCAGUUGCUUUCAUUUUUUAACUACUUGGAACUUCAGGCCCGAUCCCUGGUGUCUACACAGGGCCCCGAAUUGGAAGUGAUUCAUGCUACGUUGACAGGUCUCAAACAGCUGCUCGUGGCCAACGAGGAUUUCCGUAUUUCUUUCUUUCAGUACAUGAGCCAGUUCUUCAACGGAUCAGUAGAAGCCCUUUUGGGUAAUGAAUGCUUUGCUUUGGAUAGUAAAAACGUUUCUUCCGUGAAUUAUUCAACAGACAGAGGGUCUUCAUUUAUUCUUCCAUGGGCACAAAUUCUUUCAAACCUGUCCGCGAAUGGCAGUGUGUUCAAUGAGUUAAUGGCUGUUCGCUGCACCGUCUCGUGGCUCCAAAUGUGGACUGAUAUCUGGGGAAGCAUAUCUCAGAUAUUCAAGUUUGGCGUGAAUAUUUUCACUCCUCUUCAUGAUGGCCUCACUCAGCUUCUGGAUGAAUUGGAAGGUGAUGUGAAAGUUUCUAAAAGCUGCCAACGAAUGUUUCCUACCCACCACCCCGCCAGACUCAUACUGAAUUUGUUUAAAAAUGUAACCCAAGCUGAUGGCUUUCAUGAUUGGGAUGAGUUUUUGAGUCUCAGGGAUCUUUGGGUAGUAGUGGGUGAUGCCUUAGUUAGUGUAAAGUCACUUAACCCCGACCAAGUAGAGAAAUCCCUUUUCACCAUGGAGACUGCCCUGAGUCAGCUAAAGACAUUUCCAUUAAACACAAAUGCCAGCAGAGAGUUUUUAUAUUCUCUGCUUGAUGUUUUCAUGGAGUUAAGCGAUACCUCAGAAUACAUCGACAGAGAUGUACAAUUGUUAAAUCACUUUCUUUCAAAUAACCUCACAAAUCAUGGAAUGAAGUUUGAAAGUGUCAUCAAGGAGCUAAGAGAAACAAUGUUAUUGCUUAGAAAUGUGUCACGUGACCAAGAUUUAUUGUCCUGUGCCAAUAUUUUCCAAAAUGUUACCGAGUUUAUUUUGGAAGAUGGCUUAUUAUAUGUAAAUAUCUCACAGAGGACAUUACAUAUUCUGGCCAUGUUAAAUUCCACAUUUUCCUCCGAGGACACAAGCAGCAGACGGAAGGGGUGCGUUGCAUGGGUAGAUAUCAUGAACCAUCUGUACAUGAUGUAUAACUCCAGUGUUUCACAAGGUUAUCCUCGGGGUAUUUGGAAGAGUUUCAGAGAUGUAGAGAACAAAAUUAACUCUACAUUGAAGCUUGUUACUGGAAUGCUGAAUAUAAAGGACCCUCAUUGUUCGUUCAACAUGUCAGAUCCAGAUUGUGUGAAUACUGUAUUGAAAAAUGUAACCGAUUUCCUAAAUGUGAUACUCACUGAAGUCUUUGAAGAGGAAAAGGUACCUAAAUUAGAGAUUUUAUUAACUCUUUUAAAUGAUUCCACAGACCAAGUAAGGAUGAUUAUCAACAACUUGACAAGAGACUUUGAUUUUGUAUCUCAAUCCCACUGGAAACGUUUUACUGGAUUCGUUCUAAGACCCAAAGAAAUGUCAGAUGACUUACCUAGCCGAUUUAAAAAUCUUUGGCUGCAUUUAGUAGCUCUGGGGAAGGAAGUUCAGAAACUUAUGAAGGCUGUCUCCACUCACAUCCUAGAAAGUGAUUCCUCUUCUACAUCCGAGAAGCUUUUCAACGUAUUUGCUACCAGUCUAAAAGAAAAGGAUGUCAACAGCUUGGGCAAUUCAUUAUAUCAGUUAGCCAGUUACCUUGCCUUCAACUUCUCUUAUGAUCUCCAACAUCCACCACAAAUGAGUCCGCACAAAAUCACGAAAGCUGUAGGACUUGGUAUCCAACUGAUGAGGGAUGUGUUCAACUCCCUGACGCCCUCAGUUCUUCACAACAUUCCACGAGAUGCAGGUAAUAGUCAAGUGUUCAAGAAGGUAACUUCUCUCCUGCGUACUCUCAAGAAGCCAGACAUAGACCUACUGGUCGACCAACUUGUACAAAUGAAUGAAGCGCUAACCGAUUUCUUUAAGAACGUCAGUAGAUUGGGUCCUGGCCGUUUGGGGGCCAACCUGCUUGUUGGCUUGCUGGAAAAAUUUGUGGACAGCUCACAUUCUUGGAAUGUCAAUCACCUGCUCAAGCUCUCACGCCUGUUCCCGAAGGAUGACGUUAACGCGGUGGUAGACGCCUACUACGUGCUUCCUCAUGCUGUGAAGCUCCUGCAGAGAGGAGUUGACAAAAACAUCACAGAAAUCCUCGAGGAUGUCUACAAGUUCACUGUCCUUCAUGGCAUCAGCAUCUCAAAUAUCACCAAGGAAGACUUUGCUAUUGUGUUAAAAACUCUUUUGGACACGGUGGAAUUAAUAUCAGAUAAACCAGCAAUUCUUUCCGAGGCUUUAACUUGCCUUCCUGUGGUCUGGUGCUGGAAUCACACGACUUCUGGAUCGAGGCAAGAUCCCAAGGUAGAAGCCUGUAGAUCCCACGAGCUCACGUCUUCUUCCUUUUAUCGCAAAGUGGCCAGAGUACUCGACCUGCUCCACCUCUCUCCCGUGGGUGGAGGUUUACAAUGUUCGGAUGAAGGCUCACAGGAGGAGAUUUCUAGGACGAUGGUCUGUGUCAUUCAUGAACUAGUGGACUGGACUUCCAUUUUUCUAGAGCUGUCCGAAGUCUUCCACGUUCAAACUUCACUUGUAAAAACCAUGCGAGAAUUUUGGCAUAAAGUGUUACCGUUUGUCCCGUCUUCUGGAAAUCAAAGCAACGGUGGCAUCUCUGAACUUUGUCCCCACGGCCCCCUAAAGCAAGUUGCUUCGCAGAUCAUAGCAACACUGAAAAGUGUUAGCUUUACAAAAGUUGCACCAGAUGAAAAGAUUCUUGAUACACUAGCCAAUUUAAGCAAGAUCCUCAACAUUAACGAAGGCACAGAGGCAUCUGUUCAAAAUAAGAUUUCCUUAAAUUUGGAAAGGAUCAUGAAAUUGCCUUCUGGGGAUCGGCACCUAGAAAAUGGUGCCCAUUCUGUAGACUCUCCAUUUGUGAUGUUUCUGGAUGCUAACGUGACGGACAGUGGUUUAGAAGCACCAAGCUUUACUAAAACAAGUGAAGUGACUUAUAACUCUUCUUACUUUGAGGAACUGUGGCUUGAGGUUGAACAAAUCAUGACAGAGCUAAGCCACGACUUUCCUAUCAGACACCUGGUUUCUGAAAUUAACAAAGAAAUUCAAAUGAUCAAUUCAGAGACUGUUCAUAAUAUAACUUUGCAACUUGCCCGUGUGUUUGAAAGCCUGGGGUCCUUGUCACUGAAAACAUCAGAAAUCAUUGAAGAUUUUCUAUUGGGCAUGAAAAACUGGCUCCAUAAACGUGCAAACAAACAUGACUCUAGAAUGAUUGAGACGUUAUUUCUUCUGACAGCCAACAAGAAUGCAACUGAUGAUACAGCUCUGUGGAUCAAAGAUUUUGCUACCUUUUUGGGUUUUCUCAAAGCCAUUUCUAGGGAAGGUGACCUUGACGUUGCCCAUUUGACACAACUGCUAAGCCAAGAGCAGCUAACUAAUUUGUCGCUCGUUCAAUUCCUUUUUGAAAGUGUCCUAAUUAAUUCAAUCAGUAAGUUAGCUGGGAGUUCUCUGGAGGCAGCCUCAAAUUCGAGUGAUACUGACCUUCAGAUAACGAAUUUCAUUAACCUCACCUUGAACCAGACUCCUUCAGGAAAUGGUGCCGGCAUAAUCCUCCCUCCAAGAAGUGCAGUGGAUUUCAUGGAACAGCUUUUGCAAACGUUCUUCUCAUUUUUACUGGAGGAAAAUUCUGAGAACAGACUAUCUCUUCUGCUGAAGGCCUUCCACAAAGACAUCGCUGCAGAGAUGAGCUUUGUCCCAAAGGAUAAAAUUCUAGAAAUUCUGUCACUGGAUCAAUUUCUUACCAUCUUGAAAGACGACAGACUGAUGAGCAUUUUCUCAAGUUUAAAGGACGCUAUACAUCAUCUCAUCCAAAGGCCGUUUAUUUUAGACAAUGGACAAUUUCAUUUUGAUAUUCAUCGAGGACUGAAGUUCAUGAGAGAUUUAUUUAGUGCUCUUCCAAGGGAAACCUCGGGGACAAACAAGUCGGAAGAUAAUUUGGAGUUUCUUAUGGUUGUGAGUCACUUGCUCCGCCACGGGAACAGUUCUGAAGACCUCUUCCAACUCAAUCACGAUCUCAGGUCAGCCCUUCAGCUUGUGAGAGAAACUUCCACAGAGCUAGCACGGCUCAUGGACGCGCUCACCCACUCUCCUCACAGAGGCUUCCGUAACGUGUAUCCCGCACUCCGAGAAGUCAUACUUGCUAAUCUCACUGGUCUGCUUUCCUUUAUCAAUAAUUCAUUCCCUCUAAGGAACAGGACAACGUUAGAAAUGACCAAGAGAUUCCUUGGUGUUCUCUCAAGAGCUGGUGGAGGAAGUGGUGCCCCGGAGCCCCUGUUGGAAAUGACUGACACCAUGACCUUGCUGGUGCGGGACAUUGCCGACAUGAGAGAUCUUGCCUCCUCGGUGAACUCCGCCGUGGAACUGGUCAGGCUAGCCCAGAAGGUUUCCAGGAAGGUGGCCACUAUUUUUGAAGCCCAUUUCAUCUCUAGUGCCAAUGACACCGUGAAAUUCUUUGACAGUCUCUAUUCUGUUUUGCAACAAAGUGUUCGAAAUGCUGUGAAUGAAAUAAUGACUUUGAAAAACGUAGACCGUUUCCCAUCUGAAAAGAUAAACAACUUGUUGACGCCGUUUCUUGACUUGGCUUUUGGGAUGACUGGCGUCACACCUAAUAUUUCACAAGACUCUGAUAUUGUCAACACGUCAUCUAGCACAUUCUCUCAUGUGAACCAGUCCAAGGACUUUUCUGAUAUUUCGGAAGAAAUUGCUGAAUUUUUAACUUCCGUGAAAAUCAACUUGGGGGCUAUGGAGCUUCUUCUGGUAGCUUUUAAUAACGCAACUCAAAUAUUCCAUAUGGAUUCUGUCAACCUAUGGGAAGAAAUUUUGGAUUGCUUCGUUCCUAUAAGUAGUAUCAUCAACCAGAUAGACUUCUUGCACCCUCGUCCACUCCCCACUCAUUGUUGCCCUCAAGGUACUAAAUGGGAAAGAACCCAGGAAGUGAUCCUGUUUUUGGAUGAAAUGCUAUCACGAGACAGCACGGAAAUAGGGACGUACUUGAGAAUGGCGAUUGAUCUCACCUUGGAAGCUCUUUGGAGUAACUUAGAGAAGGAUAACAGGUCUGUCUUUAAUCUGUUGCUGACAUUGGUUCAACAUCCAGAUGACCUUCUGAAAGCCAUAGAGACAGCUGGGGAGGUCUCUGGUGGAACAGGUGAUCUGAGCGAAGCUUUGUUUUCCAACGCAUCUCUGAUUCCGAAUGUAACUCGUCAACAACUCGAGCAAUCAGUCCAGAUCAUGUUAAGGAGAAUAGCUCUCUUGAGAAAAGAAUUUCCCCUGAACAACUCUCAGUGGGUAGAUUCCAUGAGAACAUUGUUCCAGCCCAUCUUUGAGAGUUUUAUUAAUGCAGCCACUGGAAAGAAUACCACAUCGGGGAAAGAAGAGAGCAUCGAGGAGGUGAUGGCUGAUUUUCCUUACAUCCUCAAACCGCUAUCAAGUUUCGAGAAGUACCUGAAGGAACUAAUUGCAUUGACGGAGUGCUGGCAAGAGGUCCCACUGAUGGAUCAAAGUGUUGCCAUGUGUCGGAUUUUCCAGCAGCCUCGGAAACCCCCGGAAGCCGUGGCGACUCUGCAGAAGGUGACGAUGCUGGCUCUGCACCUGUUCCUCAUCCUUGCAGGUGGGCUGUUCCUGGCCCUGUGCCGACGUUCAGGGUUCGGCUGUCUGCGAGAUGGGUUGGCCCAAAGCCUCGAGGAGACUUGGUUGUCGGGGAAUCCCGUGAUGGCCUUCCUCAGGAAUUUCACAGUGACCGAAGAUGUCAGAGUCAAAGAUGUGAUGCAGAACGUCUCCAAGCUCACCAGGGAGCUCCAAUCUUCCAUCCAUGUCUCAAACGAGACCAUCCACAGUGUUCUAGAAGCCAGCAUCUCCCAUUCGCAGGUUCUCUGGAGCAUCCUCGCGGUGGCUUUGUCCGGAAGGUGUGAUCUAGACGCCCUUCGCCUGCUACUGGCGUUUCCCGAGGAUGGGAAGUCGGGGUCUGCGGUGCGGGAAGUGUGUGCCCUGCCCGGGCCCGAAGUGUAUUCCCUGAUUGUGUCCAUGAGUCAGAACCUGAAUCUGCGGAGUUUCAUUUACAAAACUCUGAUGCCUUUGGAAGCGAGCAGAGUGCUCAGCUCCCUGUUGGACGUGCUCUCCAGGCUCAGCCACCUGCUUGCCAAAGCCGGCCACGUUCUGGAAUACCUUCCCGAAUUUCUUCGUGUGAAUAAAAUCACUGCCUUGCUGGACACGCCCGACUUUCAACAGGAUCCACAGAAUGGCCAGGCCAGAAGUUCAGCCUUCGGUUCUUUCCAGUCCGUGAUGAAGAAGCUUUGCAAGGAGCCCGCGUCGUUUUUCAGCGGCUCCAACUCGUUCAUUAACUUGCCCAGAGUUAACGAGCUCCUGGGAGGGGACAAAGAAAAAUUCAACAUUCCCGAAGAUUCAACACCAUUUUGCUUGAACCUCUAUCAGGAAAUUCUACAGUCUCCAAAUGGCGCUUUGGUGUGGUCCUUCCUAAAACCUGUAUUACAUGGAAAAAUACUGUACACACCAAAUACUCCAGAGAUUAAUGAGAUCAUUGGAAAGGCAAAUUAUACUUUUCAUUUCUUGGACAAGCUGAAGACUUUAACAGAAACCUUGCUGGAAGUGUCCAGCGUUUUUCAGAGUGGAGGGAGUGGCCAGAUGCUCAGCAAACUGCAGGCAGCCCUGAGAAACAAAUUCAUAAGAAACUUUGUAGAAAGCCAGCUGCACAUUGAUGUAGACAAGCUGAUGGAAAAGCUCCAGACUUACGGUGUCAUAUUCAACAGUUCGCUGGGCAGCAGGGACUUGGGGACACCGUCUCUGCGCCCGCCGCCCCACGUCACGUACACCAUCCGGACCAGUGUCCUACACAGCAUGAGGACAGAUUUGGUGAAAAACCCUUUCUGGAAGUUCCAUCCUCAGAACCUACCGGCCGAUGUGUUCAAGUACAACUACAUCUUUGUCCCUUUGCAAGACAUGAUCGAAAGGGCCAUCAUCUCGGUGCAGACUGGGCAGGAGGCUGAGGAGCCGGCCACGCAGACACAGGCCAUGCCGUACCCCUGUCACACCAGGGACCUAUUCUUGAACAACGUCGGUUUCUUUUUCCCUCUGAUCAUGAUGCUGACGUGGAUGGUGUCUGUGGCCAGCAUGGUCCGAAAGCUGGUGUACGAGCGAGAGAUCCAGAUAGAAGAGUACGUGCGGAUGAUGGGGGUGCACCCGACCAUCCUUUUCCUGGCCUGGUUUCUGGAGAACAUGGCCAUGCUGGCCAUCAGCAGUGCUGCCCUGGCCAUCAUUCUGAAAGUGAGUGGCAUCUUCGCGCACAGCAACGCCUGUAUCAUCUUCCUCUUCCUCCUGGAUUUCGCGGUGUCGGUCGUCAUGCUGAGUUACUUCCUGAGCACAUUUUUCAGCCAAGCCAACACGGCUGCGCUCUGCACUAGCCUGGUGUACAUGAUCAGCUUCCUGCCCUACAUCGUUCUGUUGGUUCUCCGUAACCAAUUGAGUGUUGUCAUUCAGACGUUUCUGGUAAGGAUUCAGUGGAAUAACAUGUACCAGCCCCUGGAGCAAACGGGUGUGACGUUUGGCUGGGUUUCCUGGAUGAUUCUCUUUGAUUCAGGCCUUUAUUUUGUAUGUGGAUGGUACUUGAACAACUUGCUUCCUGGAACUUUUGGAUUAAGGAAACCCUGGUAUUUUCCCUUUACCGCGUCGUACUGGAGGAACUUGGGUGGUUUCCUGGCAAAGAGACCACACGCUCCCAGUUCUAACCUGUCCUUCUCCAGCGAGAACUUUGACGAUAAAGGGUCCUCGCUGCCGAUCGGGGAGGGAAAGCCAGGAGGUCCCCCGGGCGUUGCCCUGCUGUCUGUGACCAAGGAAUAUGAGCGCCACAAGGCGGCCGUCCGAGACCUGACCCUCACCUUCCACAGAGGCCAGAUCACUGUCCUGCUGGGGACCAACGGUGCCGGGAAAACCACAGUCAUAUCCAUGCUGACGGGGCUCCACCCGCCCACUUCCGGAACCAUCACCGUCAACGGCAGGAACCUGCAGACAGACUUGUCUGCCAUCAGAAGGGAGCUCGGGGUGUGUCCUCAGCGGGACGUCCUGUUUGACAACCUCACCGUCCUGGAGCACCUGGUCCUCUUUGCUUCCAUCAAGGCCCCACAGUGGACCCGGAAGGAGCUGUGCCAGCAGGUCAACAGAACCCUGCGGGACGUGGAGUUAACGCCGCAUCGGCACAAACAGACCCGCGUGCUCUCCGGAGGCAUGAAGAGGAAGCUGGCCAUCGGCAUCGCCUUCAUCGGUGCAUCGGGGACCGUGGUUCUGGACGAGCCGACCAGCGGGGUGGACCCCUGCUCCCGCCGCAGCAUCUGGGACAUUCUUCUCAAGUACCGAGAAGGUCGGACCAUCAUCUUCACGACCCACCACCUGGAUGAGGCUGAGGCGCUCGGUGACCGUGUGGCCCUCCUGCAGCAUGGCCGGCUCCGCUGCUGUGGUCCCCCCUUCUGCCUGACCCAGGCCUAUGGCCAGGGACUCAGCCUGACGCUCAGCAAGCAGCCUUCUGCUCCGGAGACCGAUGACCUGAAGCACGUCACUCGUGCCACGUCUCUGAUCCAGACCUACAUCCCUCAAGCCUUCCUCAGAGACAGCAGCGGGGCUGAGCUGGUCUACGGCAUUCCCAAGGAUGCAGACAGAGCCUGCUUCAAAGGGCUGUUCCAGACCCUGGAGCAGAACCUCGACCAUCUGCAUCUGACGGGCUUCGGGAUUUCAGACGCCACACUGGAAGAGGUGUUCCUGACGCUGCUGCAAGGUUCCAAAAAGCAAUCGGACGCUGCUCUGGGAGCCGGCGUUGAGCCGCGGGACCAUGGGCCUCCAGAGCACUGUAAGGAUCAUUUUGGAAAUCUGGGACGGCCAGCAACCCAGAACGUCUCAAUUACUCUGGCUCAGGCGGGGGCCCUCCUGGUGAAGCGGUUCCAGCACACGCGCCGGGCCUGGAGGAGCUCCCUCUCCGACCUCCUGCUGCCUGUCCUCUUCGUGGCCUUGGCCAUGGGCUUGUUCAUGGUGAGGCCUCUGGCCAUUGACUACCCGCCCCUCAAACUAACACCUGGCCAUUAUGACACAGCCGAAACUUACUUUUUCAGCAGUGGGACCGAGGACCAGGAGCUCAUCCACGUGCUUUUGAGGGCGUUUGCAGAUGAGGAUCCGCUCUGUGAUGACGCCCCGAAGAAGAACUCUUCAUGCUGGCGAGUGGACCCCUCAUCUCACCCGCAAGUCCAGGAUUCCUGCACCUGCCUGACGUGUCUCAACAGAAGUGCUGGGGCUCCCUACCUGACCAACCACUUGGGCCACACUCUGCUGAACCUGUCUGCCUUCCACCUGGAGGAAUAUUUGCUGGUGCCGUCUGAGAAAUCGAGGCUUGGAGGCUGGUCUUUUGGAGUGCGGAUCCCCGAUCAAGUUCAAGGUGCAGAUGCAAACACAUCAGAAGGAAACUCUGUGGCAAAGGUGUGGUACAGUCAGAAGGGUUUUCAUUCCCUCCCGUCCUACUUAAAUCAUCUGAACAACCUUAUAUUGUGGACACACCUACCCCCUGCUGCGGACUGGAGACAAUACGGAGUGACUCUGUACAGCCAUCCGUACGGAGGGGCCUUGCUGAACGAGGACAAGAUCAUGGAGAGCAUCCGUCAGUGUGGCGUCGCCCUCUGCAUCGUGCUGGGCUUCUCCAUCCUGUCGGCGUCCAUCGGUAGCUCCGUGGUGAGGGACAGGGUGACCGGAGCCAAGAGGCUGCAGCACAUAAGUGGCCUCGGCUACAGGACGUACUGGCUCGCUAACUUCCUGUAUGACAUGUGCUCCCUGGAGCCUCGCAAAUAUGCGACUCUCCCGUGGAUGUAUCUGAUGUCCAGAAUCUUCUCCAGCUCGGACGUGGCGUUCAUCUCCUACGUGUCCCUGAACUUCAUCUUUGGGCUCUGCACCUUGUUGAUGACCAUCAUGCCCAGGCUGCUGGCCAUCAUCUCCAAAGCUCAGAGUCUGCAGAACAUCUAUGACGUCCUCAAGUGGGUUUUCAUCGUAUUUCCUCAGUUCUGCCUGGGGCAGGGGCUGAUUGAACUCUGCUACAACCAGAUCAAGUACGACCUGACCCACAGCUUCGGCGUCGAUUCCUACGUGAGCCCCUUUGAGAUGAACUUCCUGGGCUGGACCUUCGUGCAGUUGGCCUCACAAGGCACCGUGCUUCUUAUCCUGAGGGUUCUGCUGCACUGGGACCUUCUGCAGCGGCCGCGAGGUCACGCUGCCAUCCAAGGCACGGUCACGUUUUCCAAGGAUGUAGAUGUGGAACGAGAGCAGAUACGAGUGUUGAAAGGAAGGACCAGUGAAGACCUUCUCGUGUUAUGCAACCUUAGUAAAAGCUAUGGAGGCUUCUUCAAGAAGACCACCGCUGUGCAAGAUAUCAGCAUGGGCAUACGAAGAGGAGAGUGCUUUGGGCUCCUGGGGGUGAACGGGGCCGGGAAGAGCACCACGUUCAAGAUGCUGAAUGGAGACACCCCUCCGACCUCAGGACACGUGGUCGCCAGGACUCCCACAGGAGAGACCGUGGAUCUGUCUUUGGCGGGCACCGCAGGUGUUCGCAUGGGCUACUGUCCGCAGCAGGACGCCCUGGACGAGUUCCUGACUGGUUGGGAACACCUCCGUUAUUACUGUACCCUCCGCGGGGUUCCCAACUCCUGCAUUUCUCAGGUCGCCAGGGACCUGGUGAGGCGUUUACACCUGGAAGCCCAUGUGGACAAGCUGGUGGCCACCUACAGUGGGGGGACCAAGCGGAAGCUGUCUACGGCCUUGGCUUUGCUGGGCAGACCCGACCUGCUUUUACUGGGUGCCGUUGGGCUCUGGAUGUGCGUGUGGCUAGCCUCUGGGUUCAUGUGGGGCAUGUGGCUGGCGUGGCCCCUCUGUGGCCUCUACCGCGUGUACGUGCAGCCUCACAUGGAGGAAUGCCAGGCCCUGUGCACGAGACUGGCCAUAAUGGUCAACGGCAGCUUCCGGUGCCUUGGCUCCCCUCAGCACCUUAAAAGCAGGUUCGGUGAUGGCUAUACAGUCAAGAUUUGGCUCUGUAAGGAAACCAGUCCACACAGUGUGGUUUCUGACUGCUUGAAGCUCCAUUUUCCAGGGAUCCAGUUUAAGGGGCAGCGUCUUAACCUGCUGGAAUACCACGUGCCGAAGCAGUGGGAGUGCUUGGCCGACCUGUUCAGGGUUCUGGAAGGCAAUAAGACCUUCCUGAACAUCCAACGUUACUCCAUCAACCAAACCACUUUGGAACAGGUAUUUAUUAAUUUUGUUACCGAGCAACAGAAAGCUUCACCGUGCACCCGGGCUCCAUCCACCGGCUGUCACCAGCCCGAUCACCUGCCUAUCUAA
This is a messenger RNA of Puma concolor (puma), 14319 nucleotides long. The record is from RefSeq and is a predicted model, not a curated record. Lineage: Eukaryota; Metazoa; Chordata; Mammalia; Carnivora; Felidae.